Messenger RNA from Fusarium poae, 1515 nucleotides. RefSeq lists its product as uncharacterized. The record is from RefSeq and is a predicted model, not a curated record. NCBI's taxonomy places the organism in Eukaryota, Fungi, Ascomycota, Sordariomycetes, Hypocreales, Nectriaceae. The transcript is spliced from 4 exons. Gene Ontology annotation, cellular component: plasma membrane. The coding region runs from base 1 to 1515 and encodes 504 amino acids. Gene Ontology annotation, molecular function: allantoate transmembrane transporter activity; dipeptide transmembrane transporter activity. Gene Ontology annotation, biological process: transmembrane transport; allantoate transport; dipeptide transport.
AUGUCGACAGAAAAAUACCCUGAAGAUCUCAAACAUACAUCGUCUAUCCAAGACGGUACUAUAAACGAUGUAUCAACCGCCGAAGCCCUGACUCUUUGUCAUAAUGCGGAGGACAUUGAGACGAGUCCUGAACUCGCGCGCGCUUUGAGAUGGAAGUUGGAUCUUCGACUUAUGCCGCUUUUGUGCUUCACGUAUGCUUUGCAGUCUAUUGAUAAGAAUACGAUUAGCUAUGCUGCUGUGUUUGGUCUUAGGGAAGAUAUUGGUCUGAAAGGGAAUGAGUUUUCUUGGACUGGAGCGAUUUUUUAUCUGGGAUAUCUUGUGUGGGAAUUUCCUACGAGUAUGUUCUUGCAGAGAUUUCCGAUUAAUUACUUUAUGUCUGGAACUGUGAUUGCUUGGGGCGCUGUGCUCAUGGCUCAUGGAGCAGUCCACUCAUUCCCGGCCCUGGCAGCCGUCCGAACCCUUCUAGGCGCAUUAGAAUCUGCUAUUAACCCAGGAACUAUGCUUCUUUUCAGCAUGUACUACAAGCGAACCGAGCAGCCUCUACGAAUGGGUAUAUGGAUUGGAUCCGCUGGUAUAGGGUACAUCAUCGCCGGAAUCGCCAGUUUUGGUAUCGGACACAUCAAUUCCUCGUUGACAUCGUGGCGAGUGCUCUUCAUCAUAUGGGGUUCCAUCACUGUUGCUUGGGGCGUCUUGCUUUUAUUUUGCCUACCCGGUGCUCCGAUGCGAGCAAAGUUCCUCACGCCUGACGAAAGAGCACGUGUAGUUGCGAGAGUCAAGGAUAAUGGAACGGGUAUUGAGAAUAAGCAUUUCAAGAUGCCGCAGUUUUGGGAGGCUAUGUUUGAUCUCAAGACUUGGUUGUUGUUUCUGUUUGCUCUUACGAGUAAUUCACCAAACGGCGGACUGUCAGCUUUCCAAGGUCUAAUCAUUAAAGGUGCUGGAUUCAGUACACUUACCACAACACUUUAUCAAAUGCCUUCUGGUGCAGUUCAACUGAUUGCUUGUGUCUUAGCAUGCUGGGGAGCUUCAACUAUCCAAAAUUCUAGAAUUCCAAUCAUGCUACUCGCUCUAGUCCCAUUCCUCGUCGGAGUCUUGGGUCUUCACUUUAUCCCCCACAGCGACGCCUACGCCCGUCUCGCAUGUCUUUGGAUGUCCUUCUCCUACACAGCAACAUGGACUUUGAGUAUGGCCGUUUCAGUGGCUAAUACAGCAGGAUAUACGAAAAAGAUCACGACCAAUGCGAUUCUCUUGAUUGGUUACUGUCUCGGUAACUUCGUUGGUCCGUUCUUUUUCAAAACCGAGCAAGCACCGACGUAUGAGCUUGGCGUGGCGAUGAUGUUUACGUGCAUUGCUAUCCAAGUCGCAAGUCUUGUCGGACUUUGGGUUUUGUUGUGGAUGAGAAAUAGGUCUAGAAGGGCAUAUCAUACAGAGGGGGACGAGAACCAGAGGAGAGGAUGGGAAAUGGGUUUGUUGGAUAAGACGGAUCUUGAGAAUAAGCAUUUCCGAUACGUAUACUAG